UUUUACGAAAGCGAACUAUAUAUUUAAGUUAAGCAACUAAAAUGGUGUUCAAGAUUAUAGAUAGUUAUAAAGUUAUGUUAGAGGUUAGUUAUGUUUAAAACGAUUAGUUUAAAAGGAUUAGUGUAAGUUUGUUAGAUUCCAAAGGACACAAAAUGACUUAUUUAAGUUUGUUAGAUUCCGCAGGGUUUUGGUUUCUUAAAACUUAAAUCUUAAGAUGGAAAAUCGUGAGUCACUCUUAAAAAAUUCGUUUAAAUCAAUGAUGUACCAUGCAACGCCUGUUCCCAGCGAAACUCACUGGUGCAUGAACUGCUCUACUGACUCAUAGCUUUUCCUUUGGUUUGAGCAUAGCUUUAGUUUUCCGACUAAUUUUGAUAUUUACAUCACAGAUUCCUCAACUUCGUCGUCAUUGCCAUGGAUAAAGGUCUAAAAUACCACUUAUUUCAAUAUCAUAAAUCUUUCGAAGAGUAAUCAUUCUUUAAGAACGUGAUUUCUCAGAAGUUCUAUAUAAUAUGGCUAUAAACUGCGUCUUUUGAUCGAAAACUGAGUCAUCAAUAAUGGUAAUGACGUUGGUAUGCUAUAAUUUUGCGGUUAGACGCUGCAUUUAAAAUCCAUUUAAGAUAUGUACAUACGUGUACCUAAGCUCUUGUCUCCGAAUCCGUUUGGAAACUAAAUUUAUAUAUAGCACCGUGUUAAUAGUGAGUAAUACCUAGAAGUUCAAUAUGAUUUAUGCUUUUAAGGAUGUCCAUUUAAUUGUCUGGGGCGACUGUUUUAUGUGAGCUCUAACAUUGAACUAAAUCCGAGCCAAUAAAACUGGGUAGUUAUUUUGAUGUAGGCCAAAGCGAAACAAUGGACAGAUGGCUAUCAUGCAGCCUAUUGUUACCAAAAGCUCGUGGACAAAAAGAAAAUUUGGGCAAACAGUUUCCUUUUCGCAGCUGAAUAGUUCACAAUGCGCAGUAGCCGCUUCCACGGAUUUAUUCUGAAAAUGAUUCUCUACUUGGUGACCUUUUACCACACGCUGCCCUUCUUUGCGAAUGUCUCCGUGUCGCUGCUCAACAGCUACCUCUCCUCGUCGGUUUCGUUCAAUCUGGAUACCAUAUACUUGAAUUGGAACUCCACUUUUCCGGCCAUCACCGUAUGCGAGAUAUAUAAUGCCGAGCGGAUUUGGGAUCUGAGUGAUUCACACUUUGGCGUGGAGCACGAUAUGCACGUGGAUGAUUUCAUUUCGGAAAUUGUUUUCUAUCGAGGUGUCUGCAGCAGCUGCGAGGAUUGCUCUAAGAUGCGAUGUCCCUCCAAUUUCACCCACCUUGUGGACGUGGUGCGUUUAGUGGCCUAUGCUGCUGUACUUCCUCCUAGCUAUAUCCGCGAAUCCUUGCAGUUUCGCACCAAGUGCCAUCAGCUGCUGGUGAAUUGUACCUAUCUGAACAAGCUGUUCGACUGCUGCGAUCAGUUUCUGCCCCUGCCCACGGAGUAUGGACUGUGCUUCUCCUUCAACUCGCAUCAGGCUCGUAAAGUGUCGCAUGUCCAGUUUACCAACAACCGGAUGACGGGACCGGGUCAUCUAAGCUUCCAUGCCGCCGCCGACAUUCAGCUUUACGUGCAUGCCCCAGUCGAUGUGCCCUAUCAGUUUUCCGAGGGCAUGAUACGGGAAACGGUGCUGCUGGGUCACUACAAGGAGCUGAUCUUGAACGUGAUCGAGGUGCACAACGACGAGAGUGUCCAGGAUCUAAGCAUGGAGCACCGGCGAUGUCGCUAUGGCCAUGAGCAUGUGCCGGAGCGAAUGGGAAUCUACGACUUCUACAGCUACUCCGGCUGCGUGGUGGAGUGUACUGUGCUGCUCCAACUGGACAACUGCAACUGCACCAGUCACUUUAUGGCCAUUCCCGGCCAGAAUUACCUGCCCGCCUGUGACUACCGCGGCCUGAUCUGCCUGACCCGGAUCCGCGACAAGAUCAUGACGGAGCGCAAGUCCUGCGAGUGCAUGAGCUCCUGCGAGGAGCCGGAGUACAACAUUAUCUACAACUCGGCCGAUGAGGAUGAUGAAGGCUCCGAUGAAGUGUCGGAAAUCCGAGUGGCGUUGGUUGAGCUGCCAACACAACGAUAUGUACGUCGUGUGACUAAGACAAUCCUGGAUUUCUUGAUUUCCCUGGGAGGACUGGUUGGCCUGUUCUUCAACACAUCCGCACUGCGAAUCGUGGAGAGCAUUGUUAUCUGUCUGCGGUACAGAAAAACGAUUGUGAAGUGGGUUAAGCGGUUAUUUCUUGGCACAGUUCAAUAUUUACAGAUCUUGGACCAGUCGAUGUAAAUCACAAUAAUAUCAUAAGCUUUAAA
Molecule: messenger RNA, 2328 nt
Organism: Drosophila yakuba
Lineage: Eukaryota; Metazoa; Arthropoda; Insecta; Diptera; Drosophilidae
Gene: ppk31
Product: degenerin del-1
Exons: 6
Coding region: 947-2302 (451 amino acids)
Biological process (GO): sodium ion transmembrane transport
Cellular component (GO): membrane
Molecular function (GO): ligand-gated sodium channel activity
Source: RefSeq, a predicted model, not a curated record